CGUCACUAUCAUGCGACGCACAUGCCGAGGUAAAAGUGCAAGCUGCCAUUUUUUAGAAGGAAUCUUCCUGAUUAGUUAGCUAAGCAAAUUCGAACUGUGAGUUUUACCGUUGCUUUUAGCAGUUUUUUUCACCUACGGACGCACUGAAGAAAUAUUAUACUCAGAUACUGCAGGCGCAGGGUUUCUUCUGCUCGUAUUAUAGCGCUGACUAGCUCUUUGCUGCAGAUGGCUGCUUAGCUCGGUUGGCUAACGUUAGCCGUGGCUGUAAACAAACACUACAGAGCGUGAAGAAACUGUUGCUAGUAAGACAGAUCGCGCUCUGCAGGUCGUUUGAACGGGUCUAAUCAAGACUAACAGUACGUUAGAAACACGGCUUUACGAGGAGCGGGCUGCGGGGGGGCGGUUUGUUGCGACUGUCUACGCACAACUUCAGUUUUGAUGACAGUGCGAGUUUGUCUAAAUUAGCUCGGUGGCUUCGGAGCGGGUCGGGGUCAGUCGGGUCACAGCGGAAACGCGCACGCAGGCGGCGGCAUGGCGUCCUUCUCGGAGGCGGCCCUGGUGAAGAAGCUCUCGGAGCUGAGCAGCUCGCAGCAGAGCGUCCAGACGCUGUCUCUGUGGAUCAUCCACCACCGCAAACACUCGACCCCCAUCGUCAAAGUGUGGCACCGAGAGCUGAAGAAAGCAAAAAGCACCAGGAAGCUGACGUUCCUGUAUCUGGCCAAUGACGUCAUCCAGAACAGCAAGAAGAAAGGACCAGAGUUCACCAAAGACUUUGAGUCUGUCCUUGUUGAUGCCUGCUCUCAUGUUGCCAGUGAUGCAGAUGAGAACUGUAAAAAGCACAUGGAGAGACUACUGAACAUCUGGAAGGAGAGGAGCCUUUACAGAAGUGACUUCAUUCAGCAGCUCAAACUUGCUAUAGAGGACUCGAACAGCCCCAGGCCCGCAGAGGAGAAGAAGGCCGUGAAACGCAGCUAUCCAAAGAUCCAGGAGGAGGAAGACGAUGAGGACGAUGACUACAGAAGCCAUGCCUCCCCUCGUAACAAUGAUGCUUCUGCCGCCCAACUGACAGAGGAGCUGGUAAAGGCUCUGCAGGACUUGGAGAAUGCUGCAUCUGGUGAUGCAGCUGUUCGUCAGAAAAUCGCCUCACUACCACAGGAAGUCCAGGAUGUUUCCCUUCUAGAAAAGAUAACUGACAAGGAGGCAGCAGACAAGCUGUCGAAAACGGUGGAUGAAGCCUGUUUGCUGCUGGCAGAGUACAACGGGCGACUGGCUGCAGAGCUGGAGGAUCGAAGGCAGCUGGCACGCAUGUUGACAGAAUACAUUAGCAGCCAGAAGGAGGCGCUUACGGAGAGAGAGAAGAAACUAGAGGAGUAUAAGCAAAAACUUGCAAGAGUGACACAGGUGAGGAAAGAGCUCAAGUCCCACAUCCAGAGUCUACCUGAUCUCUCCCUCCUGCCCAACGUGACCGGGGGUUUGGCCCCACUCCCGUCAGCCGGAGACCUCUUCUCCACCGACUAAAACAUCUUUGCCCAGAGGCCGCACACGUCCCUUCUCACCCGAACCCAGCCCCAUGUUUGAGUCACACAUACUCACAGCUGUAUCUCCAGCCAGAGGACGCAUGUGUUCAAACCUGUCAAAGCAGAGUGUUCAUCCUACCUGCUAAAUCCAAACCUGCAGGACAAAUGACGGGACGUUAGGAGGAAGGUUUGGUGAAGUCGGAACUCUCUGUAGAGGCAAACAGAAACACUGUGAGUCUGAGUCUCUCCUGUACUCAUUUCAUCAUCAAGGAUUCCGCUCCACCAGCUCGGAAAUAAUUUGUUUCCUGUUAGUUUUUAAUGUUUUUUUUUAAUUGUGAAAAUGUCAGUGAUGCAGGGCGAGAGAAGGGACGGGGUGACGAAGAACAGCUUAGACGUGGUUCUUAGGUCGUGACUACACCAAGGAGGGUUCAUUAGUUGUAUGUUUUUGGCUUUCAGUUGACGGAUUUUCAUUGACACACAGUCAAAAGGUGGAUUGAUGCUGUGUGUCCAUUUAGAGAAGAUGUCACAUUGGGUUGUGUGUCAGCUUUUUGUUUCAUGAGCGCUGAUGGUUGACAGCUGUUACACAGCACACGUUUCAGUAACAUGUAAAAAGUUCACAAUUAAAAGAUUUAAACGACAGUAUGAUCCGGAAAAUUUAAAGUCAAUACACAAUCUAUGUUUUUUUUAGCGUUUUUCUCAGUUACAGACUAAACUGCAAUUCAUAGUUCCUCUUUGUUUUAAUGCUUCAUUUGAACGGGUGCUGCAAAUGUGAUAUUGAUUAUGAUUGUAUCAUGAGGUAGUAAAGGUUUGAGUUUUACAAAAAAAUCCUGUAAGUUUGAUUAAUGAAAGAAAAAAACUGCUUGGUCGUAGAAGAACAGCACAAAAUACUAAAAAGUGACGACAAUGGAAAUACAGUGUGAAGAGAACGACAUCAUGUCAUCACUGAGAAGUACCACAACAUCUGUUCUGGCGUAGAAAGAGGCGGACAUGCUGCCUGUGUGUUUAUUACACAUAGUAGUAACAGGACACUAUUUGGGUAUAUUGAUUGCAACAAUGUGACUAAAGUAUUAAACGCUUCUUCAGUGUGAGGAUUUUGACAGUUCCAAAAACACUCAUUGCUUUGAUUCAGAUUUUUACACCAAGAGAAGCAAAAACGACGUGUCUCAUUUGCUUUGCUCAUCUUUAAAUUCUACACAGAAAACGGAUGACAUGUCAGAUGUGCACUUAUUUUUGAAGCUGUGUCUCUCUCUGCUGGUGAGUUGUGUUCACUGUAGGUACAUUAUACUCUACCCACUGAGCUGACAGUUACUGCUGCAGAUCCUUGACAGAAAAAUCAGAUUUGACGGCAUCUUCUGGUUGGCUGGAAUAAAAACAUUUCAAACUGCAGGUAAAAAUGUGAAUCACAGCAGGAACAAUGUUAAACCAAA
Betta splendens (Siamese fighting fish) is the source of this 2944-nucleotide messenger RNA. RefSeq names its product regulation of nuclear pre-mRNA domain containing 1B (gene rprd1b). The transcript has 7 exons. Gene Ontology annotation, molecular function: RNA polymerase II complex binding. The coding region runs from base 532 to 1518 and encodes 328 amino acids. Gene Ontology annotation, cellular component: RNA polymerase II, holoenzyme. The record is from RefSeq and is a predicted model, not a curated record. Gene Ontology annotation, biological process: mRNA 3'-end processing. Lineage: Eukaryota; Metazoa; Chordata; Actinopteri; Anabantiformes; Osphronemidae.